Messenger RNA from Cladocopium goreaui, 2157 nucleotides. NCBI's taxonomy places the organism in Eukaryota, Dinophyceae, Suessiales, Symbiodiniaceae. The record is from the annotation of a GenBank genome assembly.
CGAACUCUCCCGCGGGCGCAAUGGCCUCGGAGGAGAUGAACCAAGAAACCCGGCCCCUUGCAGAUUCACAGUUGUCAAAGGACAACCUGCAGGCCGGAUUGAGGGCAUCUUGUGACGAACUUCGGAGGCAAACGAUUGCACGUCAGAAGCUGGAGGCGAAACUGACGGCUUUGGAAAGUCAACGAAACACGGAUUCCACAGAGGUGGAAAAGGAUGGAGUGAGAGUUUUGCUGCAAGACCUGUCAGCUCAGACAUCUGCCAAUGCAAAGAUGGAGGCGCUGGAUGACCUGAACGUCUUGCCGUGUGCAAAUGAAGCGCUGGAGGAGCACAAAGGUGGCGCUGCAGCUAACCCAAAAGCCCGGUAUGACUUGACAGAUCCACAGGCGUUGGCGCGAUUUCUUCAAGACUCUGACGUUCGUUUGGUCCGUGCGAAGUACAUUGAGUUGGCUCGUUCCAAGCGGCCACUCCCCAGACGCCAAGAAGCCCAGUCGCAGUUCACUUGUGAUGGCAAGACUCAAAGAGCACCGGUGAGUCAUGAUGAGAUACGAAGCUGGGCCGCGGGAACUGAGAAUGCCAUCAUAUGCUCGAUUUAUCUCGAUUUCGCAUGCAUGGGAGACAAGGGAGCAUCCCGAUCCAUGCCGAUAUCAGCUGCAGCAGAUUGUGGAGUGGGCAGUGUUGUAUGAAGCUGCAUUUCGAGCAGAUGUCUGGAUAUUCUACGACUACGUGUCCUUAUUCCAAUAUGAAAGAGAUCCGAAGUCUGAGCAAAGAAGCUUCGACGAGGCCAUGGCCAAUAUGCACAUUCUCUAUGCACAUGAGUUCAGCCUGACGUUUCGAAUUGAAACACUCACUCCAGACGAGGUCUGGGAAGCAAUGAAGGAAAAUGAGCAAGAAUUGGUGACCGUUUGGGAUGACGAGAGUAAGAGCCUCAAAGCAAAGCCUCUGAAUAAACUGAUGCACAACCGAGUCUUUUAUUUGGAAAGAGGUUGGUGCAAAGCCGAAGUCGAAUGGUCCUCGCUGAGGACCGUGAAUGCGCAGCACCAGCGCAUCGACGGCCGUGAUUCAAAGGGAAGCGACGGUGAUGCUUUCAAUGGUCGGGUGCCGAUGACACCGCAGGCAUUCCAAGAAAGCAUGAACCAGGCAGAGUUCACCCACCGGUCUGACAAGGACGCCGUCAUCCACCUCCAAGAGAAGAUUUUUUUUGAAAAGGUCACGUCCUGUGAAACCUUGGUCUUGGAAGGCCUUCCAGCCACCCAGAUUGAGGCCUUAGCCCGAGCAAUGCCUCUGUAUGAAAACUUGAAACAUCUCAAGAUCAACAAGUUCAGCUGCGGCGAAGGAGAAGCUCAGCUCUUUGCCGAGGCACUCGCGAAGACAACGGUGCUGGAGAAGUUUGAAGUCCACAACGGCGAAGAAGAAAGCGGCAAACACCUGGUCAAGGCGUUGGCUGAGGCUUUGAAGGUCAACAGUUCCAUUGCAAACAUCGGCUUGGCAGCCAACAGCAUUGGCGAUGAAGGUGCCAAGGCUGCCAGGGUUCCAGCUCCCGUAAGUGCCCAGGAGGCGUUGGCUGCGGCUUUGAAGGUCAACAGCUCCAUUGUAAACCUCGACUUGAAGCACAACAGAAUUGGCAAGAAAGGGGCCAAGGCGUUGGCCGAGGUUUUAAAGGUCAACAGCUCAAUUACCAACAUCAACUUGGAGCACAACAACAUCAGUGCUGAAGGUGCCAAGGCCGUGGCCGAGGCAUUGAAGGUCAAUGCAUCCAUUGCAAACAUCAACUUGGAGCACAAUUACAUAGGUGACGCAGGUGCAAAGGCCUGGCGUGCGUUUGCCGAGGCUUUGAAGGUCAACACCUCCAUUGUAAACAUGAACUUGGUCCAAAAUGGCAUUGGUGAGGAAGGGGCUAAGGCAUGGCGUUUGUUGGCUUCUGUGGCUGCAUGUGGGACCAUGUCGCACCGUGCCAAUUUUUUCCAUGUCCGAGGGGGGUGGUUGAAUAUUUUGGAGAAACUAAAUGACAUCGUCGACUUCUUUUCUUCGUCGAAAUCUUGUUUCCGCGAACAAUUCGUUUGCCUCAGCAGUGUUUCAUCAUUCAUGAAAACACAUGAAGCCGAUUUGAACAACAUCAGACAUAGCAGGCCCCUCAAGGGAUCUAAAUACCAGCCUUGA